CAGGCUGGCCUCAUGGAAAGAAUGCACAGAUCCAGUUUUACUUUCAGUUUCCUUUCAUCAGAAUAGAAACCUAUCUAUAUACGUAUAUACAGCAGAAAAGAACGAUCGGAGCGGCAAAGACGUCCAUAGAACCUCGAGAAGAAGAUAUGACAUCCGAAAGGAAAUUUUCUGAAAUGGAUUCUUUGGAAUCAUUUGAUAUUAUCUCAGAGGAAGAAGUAAAGGAAUUUAGGGCAGCUUUAGAAGAAGGUAACCUAUGUGCAGCAGGCGAAACGAUCAAUCAGUCUCUAAAAGAUAUUGAAAAUGCUCCAUUAAACAUUGCAGUAACAGGAGAGUCAGGAUCGGGAAAGUCUACUUUUGUCAAUGCCAUCCGAAACAUGGAUAAUGAUGAAGAAGAGGGUGCUGCUAAAACAGGAGUCACAGAAACCACUAAGGAACCAAAAGCCUAUCCACAUCCACAGUACAAUAACGUGACAUUUUGGGAUCUACCCGGAAUUGGUACCCCAAAUUUUAAUCCAAGCGAUUACCUCAAAGCUGUUGAGUUUCAUCGAUAUGACUUUUUUAUAAUCAUGUCAUCAGAACGCUUCCGACACAAUGAUAUGGAGCUGGCUAAAGAGAUUAAGUCCAUGGGAAAGAAAUUUUACUUUGUGCGAUCGAAAGUAGAUUCUGACAUGUAUGCUUCUCAAAUGCGUCGGAAAAAGUCUUAUAAUGAAGCAAAAAUAAUGAAUGAGAUUCGGGAUGACUGCAUUAAAUGCCUACAUGAUGGAGGGAUCCAAGAUCCAAAGGUGUUUCUCCUCUCCUCUCUAGACCUUAACAAAUAUGACUUCAAUCAAAUGCAAGAGACUCUAGAACAGGAACUUCCAAGUCAAAAGCGACAUGUGUUCAUGUUAUGUUUGCCCAAUAUUUCCUUCCCAAUUCUAGACAAGAAAAGAGAAGCCAUAAAGAAGCAGAUCUGGAAGUGGUCAAGUGUCUCCGCUGCUGUAGCAGCAGUCCCUCUUCCAGGACUGUCAGUGGCAUGCGAUGUUGGCAUCCUGGUGACAGAAAUGAAAAAAUAUCGGGAUGCAUUUGGCCUGGAUCAAGGAUCUCUUGAAAAGUUGGCCGACAGAUUUGGUAAAGAUGUCAAUGAGUUGAAGUCUGUGAUCAAGUCACCUAUAGUGGUAAAAGAGAUCAACAAAGAGCUUGUCACCACCUUAUUAACCAGAGGAGCAGCUGGGUCACUCAUGUUCAUUGAAUAUUUAGCUAGUAAUAUACCUGUGAUUGGCACAGCUGCAGCAGGUGGCAUCUCGUUUGGUACAACAUAUUUAAUGCUUUAUUGCUUCUUGAAAGAUAUUGCUGAAGAUGCAGUAAGAGUUCUCGAAAAAGCUUUAGAGUCCUCUGUAUAGAAAAUGUUAUCAUAGGUUUGAUACUCAUAUGAAUGCUACAAACACAGCUUCAAAAAGACCUAUUAAUUACCCAUUGAACAUGUGCACACUAUGACUAAAUCUGUCUAGACUCCUUACCAUCACACUUACCUAAGGCUCAAACUGUGUGGACACUCUUCCUAAUUAUUGACUUCACAUGUUUCGAGUGAAUAGUACUGUUUUGCAUUUCCAACCUUGAGCUACAGUUUGGGAAAGGUCCUUUAUCUGUCCAGCAUGACUGUGUCCCUACGAACAAAGCCAGCUCCAUCAAGACAUGAUUUGAUGAAUUUGGUAUGGAGUGGCCUACAUAGAGCCCUGACCUCACCCCCUAUGAACACCUUUUGGAUAAAUUAGAAUGCCAAAUUGAAGCCAGGUCUUCUCAUCCAACGUUAGUAACUGAUUUUACAAAUGUUCUUUUUGGCUGAAUGGGCCAAAAUCCUUACAAAAAUACUCCAAAAUCUUGUGAAAAACCUUCCCAAAACAGUGGAGGCUGUUAUAGCAGCAAAGAUGGGACCACCUACAUAUUAGUACCAUGAUUAUGGAAUUGGGUGUCCAGAAAGCUCUUAUUGGUCAGGAGUCCACAAAUGUUUCACUGUGUAGUACAUCUUGCACCCAACAGAAAAAAGUCCAAGUCUUCCCUAUCAGCCUAUUAUAGUGCACUUGAAAGAACCGUUCCCCUCUUGUUCUUCUUUACAGGAAGUCAGUUAUUGGAUAAGCAAUGGGGCCACCAUUGCUGGCCUCAUCUUUUAAAAUUCUGCUUGUUAGCUGCCAUGCUGACCCACCACUUCAUUAUUUUGAGUCUCUGAUUUAGAACAAGUGUACGGGUAAGAACUUUUGAAUUGAAGAAGUAUAAAAAAAACUCUUUUGUGGGAUUUUAAGGGACUUUUGAAUUUAGCUUGACUCUCCUGGGCUACAUAUUUGUUGUAAUUCAGAGACUCAGAAAGCAUUCAAACGAAUGUUUCAGUAAAACAGCCAUGUUUCUAUUAUUUUUAGAAGAAGAUCCUGUAUGUAGUGGUAGUCCCUAUGUUUCCCGCUUGAUAGGUUGUCUAGCUACCUCAUUUGAGAAGCUGGUGACACAGUUGACAAACUGUUCAGACCACAAAUCACUGCAAAUCAACCAAAACCCAUGAGAUGCCAUCAUAUAGACCAGGGGUCUCCAAGCUUUUCAGCAUGAGGGCCACAUCUUAUAUUUUAAGUACAUCUGUAAUUUGUAGGCCGAAAAAUAAUCAGUUUUAUAUAUGAAUGCAUUAAAUGUAAGUCCCCCCCCCCCCUUUACAUCCAGGAGUACAAAGCAGAGUCCCUUCUUUCACCCAAGCUGGACCAACGUAACUUUGUAAAAAAUGUCAUACCAGAAUUUUUUCUUUAGGCAACUUUGUAGGCAAUGGAACUGUACUAUUCAUAAAUCAGAGCAGGGGAAUGGGGUUCAGAGUUUUGUAUAUGAAUGCUACCAUUUUUGUAACCGUUUUCUGUGAAAAGUAGGUAUCCAAUUUAGAAAGGCAAAUACCAGACAAGAAGAGUACCAAAAUGGAUUAGCAAUUCACAGGAAAAGUAAAGGAAAUAAAAUGAUAUCAAAUUAUAAAAUCCACAAAACAAUUCAUAGAGUGACUGUUUAAAUAAUGAUCACAUACUACAGUGAGUAGUCAAAUUAAAUGUAUUGUAUAAGAUUCAUAGGACAUCAAAUUGCACAAUUACAUUUCUCUUUAAUCUUUUAGAGGGCAAAUUCAUCUAAUCUCCUCUCUAAACUAAACAAGCUCAGAUUUACUAACUUUUGUUACAAUUGAUAAUAUUAUCAUGCUUUAUUAAUUAAAUUGCUUUCUUUUGAAAUUACGGCAAAUAAAAUAAAAGUUUUGUUAUUUACA
This is a messenger RNA of Rana temporaria (common frog), 3256 nucleotides long. Its product is annotated as interferon-inducible GTPase 5-like. The transcript is spliced from 2 exons. Lineage: Eukaryota; Metazoa; Chordata; Amphibia; Anura; Ranidae. The record is from RefSeq and is a predicted model, not a curated record. Gene Ontology annotation, cellular component: membrane. Gene Ontology annotation, molecular function: GTPase activity; GTP binding. Bases 147 to 1379 code for a protein of 410 amino acids.